GCACAUACGACGACAAGUACAACUGAGCGUCCCUUGUCACAAAAUUGCGCAUCGAAAGUGUAUUUAGCUAAUGGCAGAGAUAAUUGUGUACAGAAAUUCAACGGAGCGCGUCAGUAUUAAAAUAACUGAUAUUAACCAUUCCCAUCGUGUAUACACUCUAUAAUAGUAUUUUUUAAUGCGUUGCGCAGUAUUUUCGGCGCCGGUCAUAGCAUAGAACCGGAGAUAAUUUAGAGCGAAAUAGCGUUAUGUUGUUAUGUAAGACGAUCAGUAUUUCAACGUUUAAACAGAAUUUGAAUUAUUUGGAAAAACUCAGAUGCUGCGAUUUGUCAAUUUUUUUGCGGAAGCAUUCCACAAACCGUUUAGAAUUGGCAUAUCAAAUGAUAAAGGAUAAAUGCGAUUCGAAGAAGCUGCCUAAGGAUGUAGAUGUUAAAGCCGUGUUUGCGUGCAACGAAUUAGAUUUAAGGGAAGUAAAUGUGUACGGGUUCGAUUAUGACUACACCCUCGCGUGUUAUAAACCAUCUAUGGAUUAUUUGCUUUAUAAUUUAGGCAGACAAACCCUAAUUGAGAAGUACAAGUAUCCCCAACCCAUCUCCCAAUUGCAGUAUAAACCUGGCUACGCAAUUAGAGGGCUUCAUUACGACAUACAAAAGGGUGUCCUACUGAAAUUAGAUUCUUUUCUACAAAUUCAGUUCGGAUCCGUCUAUAGAGGGCUAACCGCGUUAUCAAAUGAUGAAGUUCUUCAGCUGUACCGAAAUAGAAUUAUUCCAAUUGCCGCCGUUGAAUACAGCAGAUCUGAUGACACUCAAGGAAAGAUGGUUCAACUAGCGGACCUGUUUUCUGUUCCGGAAAUGGGCCUUUUAUGCGACGUGACGGAUUAUUUUGAACGUAACCACAUUGAUUAUCAUCCAGAAAUCUUGUUUCGAGAUGUUAAAAAUUCAGUUCGGUUGUCUCAUCCAGUAAUGCAUAGCAUUGUAGGGCAAAACGUGUCCGAGUACAUUAAGCAUAAUGCAGACCUACGCAUAUUUUUCCAAAGACUCGUAGAAGCUGGUAAAAAGCUUUUUUUGGUAACCAACAGUCCAUUUAAAUUCGUAAAUAAGGGAAUGGAAAUGCUUGUGGGUAGAGAUUGGAAGGAAUUCUUCGAUGUGAUUAUCGUUCAAGCCCGAAAGCCCAAAUUUUUUACGGAUAAAUCACGACCAAUCCGCGUGUACGAUGACAAAAUUGGCAGCCACGUUUGGGACAGAGUAGUCAAACUGGAAAAGGGGAUCAUCUAUUACGAAGGCACCGUCAAACAAUUGCAAGAUAUGACAAAUUGGAGAGGUCAUCAGGUUUUAUAUUUUGGCGAUCAUCCGUAUAGUGAUUUGGCCGACGUUACUCUGGAACAUGGUUGGAGAACGGGCGCAAUUAUUAACGAGUUAACGCACGAAAUCGAGACCUUAAAUAGAACAGACUUUAAACGUAACGCAAAUUGGCUUCAAAUGCUUACUGGGCUAAUAGAAGAACAUCAAGAUUGCGAAGACCCCGAUGAACAAAAGGUAUUCGCCCAAUGGAUGCAAGAAAGGGAUUGUUUGAGGAACGACAUUAAGAUUAUCUUCAAUCGGCAGUUCGGCAGCGUGUUCCGCACUUACCACAAUCCAACUUACUUUUCAAGGAGACUGUUUAGAUUCGCCGACAUUUAUACAUCCAACAUUACAAAUUUGCUCAGUUACUCGGUAAAUCACACUUUUUACCCCAGGCGUGGCGUUAUGCCCCACGAGUACAUCUCAUAUUUUGUGUAAAAUGGACGUGUUCAGUAUUGCUGCCAGAUUAGUUCAAUUUAGUUUACGUUAUUGGGCAAUGUGAAACCCGUCGAAUAUUUUUUUAGAGUUCUUCAUUUGAAAAACAUUGUACAUAAGAUGUAGUGACAAUAAAGUUUGAUGCAUU
Messenger RNA from Photinus pyralis (common eastern firefly), 1920 nucleotides. RefSeq names its product 5'-nucleotidase domain-containing protein 3 (gene Nt5c). The record is from RefSeq and is a predicted model, not a curated record. NCBI's taxonomy places the organism in Eukaryota, Metazoa, Arthropoda, Insecta, Coleoptera, Lampyridae. Gene Ontology annotation, molecular function: 5'-nucleotidase activity. Bases 246 to 1775 code for a protein of 509 amino acids. The transcript has 9 exons.